AUGCCUGCAAACUACAAUGGCACCUGGGUCAUGGAGGUCAAUGACAACUUUGAUGGAUACAUGAAGGCAUUAGAUAUCGACUUUGCUACCCGUAAGAUUGCUGCUCAUCUGAACCAGACCAAAGAAUUCAUUCAGAAUGGAGAUGAGUUUAAGACUAAGACCCUCAGCACAUUCAGGAACUAUGAGCUCAACUUCACUGUUGGGGUAGAGUUUGAGGAGAAGACCAAAGGACUGGACAACCGGGUGGUGCAGUCUCUGGUCUCUUGGGAUGGGGAUAAACUUGUCUGUGUCCAGAAGGGAGAGAAGAAUAAUCGCGGCUGGAAUCAUUGGAUCGAGGGAGACAAACUUUACUUGGAUCUUACAUGUGAAGACCAAGUAUGUCAUCAGGUUUUUAAAAAGAAGAACUAAGAAGUUCUCAGGAUUAUCUGCAUAUUGCCCUGUGUUUCUCUAUAGUGUAGAUACAUCUGUGAUAAAGGUCUAUGUAAAUUUUCUAAUAAAAAAAAAUAAAACAUUUCUAAAAAAAAAAAAAAAAAAGUCUGUUUAUUUUUUCUGAAAAAGGAAUUACCAUUCAUAUCCCUUUAAGUGAAAGCUCACCACUAACUUCCAUUUUAUACUUCAGAUU
Hyla sarda is the source of this 622-nucleotide messenger RNA. RefSeq names its product retinol binding protein 2 (gene RBP2). The record is from RefSeq and is a predicted model, not a curated record. Gene Ontology annotation, cellular component: nucleus; cytosol. Gene Ontology annotation, biological process: fatty acid transport. Lineage: Eukaryota; Metazoa; Chordata; Amphibia; Anura; Hylidae. The transcript is spliced from 4 exons. Bases 1 to 408 code for a protein of 135 amino acids. Gene Ontology annotation, molecular function: fatty acid binding.